Messenger RNA from Pseudoliparis swirei, 5888 nucleotides. RefSeq names its product angiopoietin 2a (gene angpt2a). Gene Ontology annotation, biological process: Tie signaling pathway. Gene Ontology annotation, molecular function: receptor tyrosine kinase binding. Lineage: Eukaryota; Metazoa; Chordata; Actinopteri; Perciformes; Liparidae. The transcript is spliced from 8 exons. The coding region runs from base 3224 to 4705 and encodes 493 amino acids. The record is from RefSeq and is a predicted model, not a curated record.
CCUAGUAUUCAUCGUGUGUUUAGGUCUUCAAGAAACGUUCCUCUGUUGUAGUUCUAGUGAAUCAAGGGUUGAGAUUGAAACUCUCACGUUUCAAGGAUGUAUCCGACAUGAAUCACGAACAUUACAAUAAUACCAUGAACCGCCAACCUGACAUAUUGAUGUCAAUGAAUGUAAUCUCUCACUGAUGAAUAAAUAAAUGAAGUAUUCAAUUUAACCCAGAAGAACUUAACUUGUAAGUCACCACAGCAGUAGAUUUGAAACAGUGAUUCAGUCCUGAAACUGGCCUGAAGGUGGCUGCUAGAGAUACAGCAGAAGCUGUAAGAAUGUGGCUCUGAGGUACAAGAAAAACAGCCUCGACUGCAAGACUAAUGAACCGUUGAAGUCAAUUUAAAGAAGAACUAGUUGUAUGAGUUAAUGUUUCUCCAUUUGUGCUCAGUUCAUUACUUUAAAAAAAGCGUUUGAACAAAUGAUUCAACACUAUUUAAGAUUACAUGCAACUUUAACGAAGCCUCAUAUAAAAAAAAUUACAAAUCAGAACCACAUUAGUCUGGUGAACUCUGAGUGGCAUGGAGGUGAUCCCGGUUUUAUUUCGGCAGCCCACAUUGCUUACAGAGUUGUAUCAGCUCUAAACGAGUAAAUGAGAGCAUGUGAAUCUCUUUGAGGUUGUGUUUCUUCUUCGGUUUGGUGAGUGAUGCUCUGAGCGCUCUGGAUCCAGCAAGGGUCAGUUGCUAAACUGAAGGGGACAAUCUGCUCUCUUCUAAAGUUGAAUGCCAGGAAACAAGCGUUAAUGCUUUUAGUCUUUUGUCAAUGUUCACACAGGUAAUCAGGGAUUUGUCAGAGGGUUCAGAGACAGGGGUCAAGUUAAGAUUAACCCACACUGUGCACUUGUAAAGGCAAUGAUUGAAGACUAUAUGUAAGGUCUAUUAUCUGCCAAACGAGGCUUUAAAACUCGGAGAAAAAGUCCAACAUAAAAAAGACCGCAAGACAAAGUUGUUUGAAUUUACUGUAUGUAACGUACAGUCUGAGUCGUGUUCAGCAGCUGUUUGGAUUUGAAUACAUUUCAUUUAACAUCUAGUACACUGCAGCAUUGAAGAUACAUUUGUUACGACUCACAUCUUUGUAUUUAUUAAACUGAAGUCUGUCUGUUGCAUCCCUCAGUAUCACUGCGCUGAAUUGUUCAAAUCUCUAGAGAACGGGUCAUAGAUGCCAGUAAGCGUUCUCUGAUAAACACUCUUGAAGUUGUUACAACACGUUGCAUCGUAAAGUGCCAGCAAAAAUCUAUUUAUCCGUCACAUGGGAAAAUCCGCCUCUUUACUCUCACAACCUAAGCAAUGUCUUUGCAUGUACAGUUCAAUGUUUCUCAUGCACGACUGGAACAACCAAUAUCAGCCAAGAAUAAAGGAACGGCCUGUGUAGUGAAACACAGUGUGAGUCUGAUAGUUCAGCAGAAGUCACAUCGUCUGCUCUGUGCCUUCAACAACCGUUGCCAUUCAAAUGUUAGUGACUCAGCCUGGACACCUGAAAAAAGUGAGUGUUUUUGGAAUGACGGCAUGUCCUUCCUCUUUGGUAAUGUUCUUUAAAUAUGUUGCAUUUCCCUUAUACAGUGGGUAUGACAUCAGCCUACUUCCUACAAUUCUGUUUCGGUAUUUCUCUCCAACUGCAGAGGGCAAAUCUGAGCUUUUUCCUGGCAAAAGAAAAAAUGAAAAAUGUUGACACUAAAAUGUGGCUUUGCCAAAGCUAAAUGACUAUUCAGGACAAAACAUGAAGCACAAUAUUGCCACAGCUAUUUUGCUUGGCAGACUGUUGGAACACGGUCUCUGUUUUUCAGGGAUUUUACUGUUCGGGGAGUCAAGAGUGAAGCUGUUGAAUUAAUAACAGAGCGCCUGUGAUGGAAGCACAUUCCUGCAGUAUAAGACAAAACAUCCUCCUAUAUCAAUGCCGUUUCUGCGUCACACACCUGCACCCUGUUCCCCACUGUGACCGAGAGAACUCAGACAGACUUCAGCGAAAAACAUUCGGAGAAAAGACCCUCAACCUCCCAUUCAUGUCUGGCAGGAUCGUCAUUACAACAGAUACCAUUUGUAUCGCUGUAUGUAUAAAUAUGAUAUCUAGAAAAAGAAACAAAGGGUUGAUUCAAUUUCAGAACCAUUUUCUACUGAAAAACAGCCACAGAAAUAGAGCUUACUUGAGUAUUUCAGGCAUGUUGUUCACAAAGGAUGUCUGAAAAUUCACCACCCGUUCAAAAACCUCAGAGCACGACUCAAAAUGACAACGGUUUACAGAGUGAACCAAAACCAAUAUCCUGAUCUGAAUAAUCUGAUUGAUAAUACUUAUGACUCAGACAGAGUUCUGCCAAGUACAUUUCAUCUGUAUCUUCUAUUAAUCUACCAUGAAGCAGCAAAAAGUCGGGACUAUUUUGUGAACAGAGAUCAGAAAAUGUCACAUUUAUUUUGGACUAAUAACAGAUUAUAUGAGACUUUUUGGACCCUGAGACCCAAAGGAAGAUCUGGGAAUUGUGGAUUGUUUUAUAACUGAAUUUAUAAACAGAGAACAUUUUUUAAAAGUAUCAAUAAAAACGAAUAAUCAGUAGAUUUCUGGGGAUUAACCAUUUAAUAUAUAAGGAACUAAGGAGGAAAAUAUUUGGAAUUAAUAAAUGUUUCCUGUGAAUCUCCCAUUCAAAGAUGCAAGUGUGUUUGUCGUGGGCCGGGAAACCUUUUAAUGAAUGGACACUGCUACUAUCACAGCUGCAUCCUGAGGAGCUGUUCAACUGGAGAAAAAACCCCACGUGGGUAUUACAGAGGAUAUAGUGGAACGUGUGUAGUUUUGUGCAUCUGCUCCUCUGUGUUGUUAAGUGAGCGAGUUCUGAAAGGAAUCACUGCUCUUCACAGCGGCUGGCCGCAGUGAGGGGGGAGUGGUUUAAACUCACAGCUAAUCAGAGGAGCCAUGGGCAGCUCAAACAAGUGGUUGGGGGCUUGAAAAGCAAGCACAUGCAGUCCGGCACAGUUAACCUAAAGGGAGUGACACACUACCUCCAAUUCCUGAUGGCUUUUUCCCCUCCUACCACUGAGAGGAAAUAAAAAGAAUCUGCAGAAUCUCAGGAGGAUUGGUUACACUUGGAUGCUGCCGAGGAAAGACAUCUAGUCAUCAAGAGAAGCUUAAAACAACCUAAAAAUCCAAGGAGUUAUAAUUGUACUAACUUUAUUUGUAGGUAAAUAGAUCUACUAUGAAGAUGCUGAAUGUAGACUUUCUAGUUUUAAGUUUCUGCCUUGGUCUGGGGCCAGGAUACAGUGCUGUUGCUAAGAGACAAUAUCAGAUCCAAAAUGGGCCGUGCAGCUACACCUUUCUGCUGCCGGAGCAGGAAAACUGCCAAACCCAAAGCAGCAACUAUCCAGUUCAAAAAGAUGGACCUGAGGACAACGAGGAGUCGGCUCAGAGGCUGGAACAACUGGAGAACAUCAUGGAGAACAACACUCAGUGGCUGCUGAAGCUGGAGAACUACAUCCAGGACAGCAUGAAGCAAGACAUGGUGCAACUCCAACAGACGGCUGUACACAACCACACGGCGACGAUGAUUGAAAUUGGAACCAACCUGCUGAGUCAAACCGCAGAGCAGACGAGGAAACUGACCAAUGUGGAGGCCCAGGUAAUUCAUCAUUCAACUCGACUUGAGCGCAAACUGCUUGAGAAUUCCUUGUCAACCAACAAGUUGGAGAAACAACUGAUUAUCCAAACGAAUGACAUCAGCAAGCUGAAUGACAAAAACAGCUUUCUGGAGAAAAAGGUGGAUGAGAUGGAGGAGCAGAGGCAGGUGGAGCAGAAGAUGCUUCGAGAUGAAAAGGAGCAGCUUCAGGCUCUCAUCCUCCGGCAGACGGCCAUCAUCGGUGAGUUGGAGCUGCAGCUGCUCAAAGUCUCCUCCAACAACACUGGACUGCAGCGUCAGCAGCAGGAGCUGCUGGACGCCGUGAACAACCUCAUCCACUCCAUCUCUGUCAGCUCAGCUCGAGAGAUCAAAACGGUCAUGAUGCAGGACACUCCGACCACCUUCAUGGACUGCGCUGCUGUCUUCAAGUCAGGAAACACCCAGAGUGGAGUCUACACGCUCACAUUACCCAACACCACCAUCGAGGUUAAGGCUUUCUGUGACAUGGAAACAGAAGGAGGAGGCUGGACCGUACUACAAAAACGCUUUGACGGCCAUGUUGACUUUCACCGAACGUGGCAAGAGUACAGAAAGGGUUUUGGAGACCCCUCAGGUGAAUUCUGGUUAGGCAAUGAGUUUGUCUCCAGACUGACAAUUAAACGGUCCUACCAUCUCAGGAUCCAGCUGAGUGACUGGGAUGGAAACUCUGGGUUCUCACAGUACGACCAGUUUUCCCUCGAAGGUGAAGCACAAAAUUACAGGAUACACCUUAAAGGCUUCAGCGGAACAGCCGGCAAAAUAAGCAGCAUCGGCCAGCCAGGAAGUGAUUUCAGUACAAAGGAUGCAGACAACGACAAAUGUGUUUGUAAAUGUUCACAACUGACAACAGGGGGUUGGUGGUUUGAUGCUUGUGGUCCGUCCAAUUUGAAUGGGAUGUAUUACCAGCAAGGCCAAAACUCAAAUCGCUUCAAUGGAAUCAAAUGGUACUACUGGAAAGGCUCGGGCUACUCACUGAGGUCCACGACAAUGAUGAUCAGACCAGCAGACUUCUCAGGUUCCCAUUGAACCGUCACUCUCAGAACAAACAAACCGGGUGGGAAAUUAUGUCCGACAACACAGCCAAAAAUAAAAAGUAUCGAGUAAACCAAAGCACUUCAUGAACACAUUUGACAUACUUUUGGAAAGACAUAUUUUGUGCAUUUUUAUGUUUAAUAAUUUAAAUCACCGGGCUGCACGGUGUUGUAGUGGCUAGCACUGUCGCCUCACAGCAAGAGGGCCGUGGGUUCAAAUCCCAGGUGGGGCGAUCCUUCAGUGUGGAGUUUGCAUGUUCUCCCCGUGGUUCCCUCCGGGUUCUCCGGCUUCCUCCCACAGUCCAAAGACAUGCAGUCAGGUUAAUUGAUCUCCAAGUUGCCCGUAGGUGUGAAUUUGAGCAUGAAUGGUUGUCUGUCUGUGCCCUGGAUGGACUGGCGACCUGUCCAGGGUGUCCCCUGCCUUCGCCCUAUGUCAGCUGGGAUCGGCUCCAGCGCCCCGCGACCCUAAUGAGGAUAAGCGGUAUGGAUAAUGGAAUGGGAUGUUGCAAGAAAUUGUUACAUAUGUACUGUCAAAAUGACAACUAUCUAUAGUGAAAAUAUGUAUGACUGUGGUAUGUAUAUAGAUUACUAUGGGUAUAGUAAUUACACUGGGAAAUAACAUCUAACUCAUUAAAAUGUGACAUAAUUAAAUUUCUUUAAAGAUUUUAAUUUAGUUCAAUCAUCCGUUUGAUUGUGUUGAAUAACAACUUCCUAUGUCGUUGUAAAAAAGGAGACAAAAACAUAUGGUAAAACAUUCCAUAUGUUUUUGCUAAAAUGCAAAUGUGAAAAGAAAUGCCACAGAAAAUCUUUCUCUACAGAUAAUGUUGUUUUCCCCCCCGAGACUGUAUGUAAAUUUGUUGUUUAAUUUAUAUGUAGAUUUAUACGAAGAUUUAUAUUUAACAUUGUACUGUAUAUGAGGGAAAUUCGAGUCCUAGCUAGUGAACAAUUUCAUUGCACAUUCACACGAGGAGGAAUUCUUUAAAUAUAACUCUGCAGUCCAGUUCCACAUGCUCAUACAUGACAAUUCUCUUUUGACAGUAUUUGGGGAAUGUAUUUCUUUAUUUAUGUUAUGUUUCUUUUGAAGCUUCAACAAGCAACAUUUAUGAUAAAUCUGUGAGCGUGAGGAAGCUACAUUUCUGAAUUAUUUGUAAUGUAAUAUUAAACAACCACAAAGCAGA